Molecule: messenger RNA, 1053 nt
Organism: Closterium sp. NIES-65
Lineage: Eukaryota; Viridiplantae; Streptophyta; Zygnematophyceae; Desmidiales; Closteriaceae
Source: the annotation of a GenBank genome assembly
AUGUUCGCUUACGGUAGCUUACAGGUAGGGAACCCCCUGGUAUCCGACUCUGCCACGGAGUCGACAACUGCUAAGCUAUCACAUCCGUUUCACAAAGAUUUUCGCGUGACAUGGGGAAAUGUGACUGUAUCGGAUGACGGCCGCGCGGAGUUAUCUCUUGAUAAAGCGUCCGGAUCUGGCUGGUCGUCCAACCAGCCGUACUACAACGGGUGGUUCUCUGCCUGGAUCAAAGUGCCGUCCGGGUACACGCCAGGCGUUGUCACGGCCUUCUAUUUGCACUCGGAGUGGAACACCUCGUGGCCCGGCGACUUCCACGACGAGGUCGACAUGGAGUUUCUCGGCGAGCGCUUCUCCAGCGACGUGAUUCUGCAGACCAACUGGUACGGCCAGGGCGUCGGCGGCCACGAGGAGCGCCUCAAGCUCUGGUUCGACCCGGCGGCGGAUUACCACCACUACGCGUUCCAAGUCAACCCUGAUUGCAUCCGGUGGUUCGUCGACGGGAUUCUGAUCCGCGAGGCGUGCAAGACGGCGGUGGGGAACGACCCGUUCCCCUCGUCGUCGAUGUUUCUGGUCGCGUCGCUGUGGGAUGGGAGCUCCUGGGCGACGCAGUACGGCGCAUUGAAGAUCGACUGGGCGCACGCGCCGUUCCGCGCCGGGUUUCACGGGCUGCAUGUGGACGGGUGCUACUGGCGGCAGAUGGACGAGAAGGAUGCGCCGGCAUGCGCGCUGACGCGCGGUAAUCGCGAUUGGCAGCCGACGUGGGAGAAGGGGAUGGAGGAGAAGGACUACGUCCUGCUGCGACACACGCAGGCGCAUUAUAUGACUUACUCGUACGCGCUGGACAAGACGAGGAAACCGUUCAAGCCUAAGCGGACUGCUGAAGUGACAGUGGUAGUAGCGACGGCAGGAGAGGGAGCUGGUCAAACGGAGCAGACGACGACAGCAGUGGCGGGGGAAAAAGGGCAACAAGCCGGAGUGAAGGGAGGAGUCAAGGAAGGGAAGCUUCGCGGGAGAAGAGGGCCGGGGAAACGACUAAGCGCCCAGGGAAGAUGA